Prorocentrum cordatum is the source of this 957-nucleotide messenger RNA. The record is from the annotation of a GenBank genome assembly. NCBI's taxonomy places the organism in Eukaryota, Dinophyceae, Prorocentrales, Prorocentraceae.
AUGGGCCCUCAGGAGAACGUCACCUUGAAGGAGGAGCUCCAGGCCUCCAAGGAGACUGUGAACGAGCUGCUGAAGAAGGCGGAGGAGUACAAGACGAAGUCGCAGACUGAUGCGCAGCAGCUUCAGGAGCUGAGCUCGAGGCUGCAGUACGCGGAGCAGGAGCACGAGAGGCAGAGGCACGACUUUCAGCUUGCCAGGCAGACCUCUCAGCGGCAGAUCAAGGACUUAGAGGAUCAGCUGGAGACCUCGCUGGUGCAGCACUUCUCCGCACCCGGUCCGGCCCGCGGCCGCGGCAACAGCUUCGGCGGUGACUCGCUCGCGUCCCAGUUGGGCUGCCUCGAGGAGGCGGACGAGGAGGAGGACGAGCAGAACGCGGGCGGGGGCGGCGCGGGCUUCGACCCACACGAGAUGGCCCGCGUGGCGCGCGAGAACGUGAGGCUUCAGAGCCAGCUGGCCUCGUCCGAGGAGGCGGUGGAGGCGCUCAAGCUCCAGGCCCGGCGGGCCGCGCAGCUGCGGGCGGGGGCGAAGUGGCAGCUCGCUGCGGCGCGCGCGGCGAGCAAGCGGAUGGAGGAGUCCGGCGUCAGGGAGGACAACAAGAAGCUGCGGGGGAUGCUCGAGUCCGAGCGCCUCAGCUCAGAGGAGGUCGGCCGCCCGCCUCUCGGCCCGAGGUGGGUGGCCGCUGCGGGUCGGGUCGGGUCCAACGGCCGGGCGCCCGCGCCUCGAGGGGCGCCAUGCGCUCCGAGGGCGAGGACCGACGGCUCCGGCUCCUGGAGGCCGUGCCCCCCUCGGAGCCGGACGGCGAGAGGGCGGGGGGCCUCUCGCCGGGCCUGGCGCUGCACAGGCGCCUUCGCGGCGGCAACGACGAGACGGCGUUCAUCGGCGGCUUCUGCGCUGUCGUUGUUCUGGUCCUCUUCUUUUCCGUCUCCUUCCUGGAGCCGAACGAGUACGGCAUCAUGA